Molecule: messenger RNA, 808 nt
Organism: Neurospora hispaniola
Lineage: Eukaryota; Fungi; Ascomycota; Sordariomycetes; Sordariales; Sordariaceae
Exons: 1
Coding region: 152-649 (165 amino acids)
Source: RefSeq, a predicted model, not a curated record
GAUAUGGAGAGAGCCUGCCUGUCGACGACCGUUGAGCUGGCUGCCUGACCGGUCACAGACUGCGCGACUCGAAUGAGAUGAACAAGAGUCCGUUCUUGUCGAGGAGACUCGAAAUGGGGAGAAGGGUCACGAAGAAACUGGGGAAGCAGCCAUGGACUCGACGCGGGGGAGUCGCCGAGUUAAAAACGAGACCAAGUCAUGUCCUCGAGCAGAGCAGAGUCACAUCGGGAGCACGCGACCACGAGGGCUGGAAAGGGAAAGCCAGGAAGGACUGCGGGGCGACAGAGGGAAGAGGUGGAAAGGCGUGAAGCAGAAAAGAGGAUAUUGUCAGCACUGUCAGCAAGCACACCACCGCGAGACGAGAUCCAUGUGUGGGAAGGAGACCACCGACAACCGUGGGAUGUCCCUGAUUCCCGGGGGCUUGGCAGGUGGUCGAAAGUGGUUCCUCCGCAAUCCUCCUUCCUUGUACGGUAUGAAGCACCGUAGCCACUUUCCACUGGCUCGACUAACAGCGCCGAUUCUGGAGGCCGGGGGGGAAGGCGCGAGCCGUUUUGUCUGUUUCGCAAGCACGCAAGCCCUUAUCGUGGACAAAGUCGCCUUUUCACCGACAAUCAGUCGACUGGUCUUCGGGCCUGUCCCACCCAACUGAGGCAAGAUUGACAAAUCACACACCAGACAGCCGGGAACCACUUGCCGUGUACCUGGUGCUGGGAAGCCAAAGGAUGCCAGCGUGGACCCGUGAAACCCGUGGUCUGCUGGGUGGAGCCCGUGGAUGGAUACUGUAUGGAUAACGAAUCCCGAGGUUGGU